AUGGACCUGAGGGAUUUUUACCUGUUGGCUGCUCUGAUUGCCUGUUUAAGGCUGGAUUCCGCAAUAGCUCAAGAACUUAUUUACACGAUUAGAGAGGAAUUGCCUGAAAAUGUGCCCAUAGGAAACAUACCAAAGGACCUGAACAUUUCUCACAUCAAUGCUGCCACGGGGACCAGCGCCAGCCUUGUCUACAGACUGGUUUCUAAAGCUGGGGAUGCCCCUUUGGUGAAAGUGUCCAGCAGCACUGGGGAGAUUUUCACAACCUCCAACAGAAUAGACAGAGAGAAGCUCUGCGCGGGCGCCUCCUAUGCUGAGGAGAAUGAGUGUUUCUUUGAACUUGAGGUGGUGAUCCUCCCCAACGAUUUUUUCAGGCUGAUCAAAAUAAAAAUAAUUGUGAAGGAUACCAAUGACAACGCCCCCAUGUUUCCAUCCCCGGUCAUCAAUAUCUCGAUUCCAGAAAACACUUUGAUCAACAGCCGCUUUCCAAUCCCAUCGGCCACAGAUCCCGACACAGGCUUCAAUGGGGUUCAGCAUUACGAAUUGCUAAAUGGGCAGAGUGUGUUUGGACUGGAUAUUGUGGAAACUCCGGAGGGGGAGAAGUGGCCGCAAUUGAUUGUUCAGCAAAACUUGGACAGAGAACAGAAAGAUACUUAUGUGAUGAAAAUCAAGGUGGAGGAUGGGGGCACCCCCCAGAAGUCCAGCACGGCCAUCCUGCAGGUCACAGUGAGUGAUGUGAACGACAACAGGCCGGUGUUUAAGGAGGGUCAGGUGGAGGUCCACAUCCCAGAGAAUGCUCCCGUGGGCACCUCUGUGAUUCAGCUCCAUGCCACGGACGCAGACAUAGGCAGCAACGCUGAAAUCCGGUACAUUUUUGGUGCCCAGGUCGCCCCUGCUACCAAAAGACUCUUUGCUUUAAACAACACCACGGGGCUCAUCACCGUCCAGAGGCCCUUAGAUCGAGAGGAGACGGCCAUCCACAAAGUGACAGUGCUGGCCAGUGACGGCAGCUCCACGCCCGCCCGAGCCACCGUCACCAUCAACGUGACCGACGUCAACGACAACCCUCCCAACAUAGACCUCAGGUACAUCAUAAGCCCCAUCAACGGCACGGUGUACCUGUCCGAGAAAGACCCCGUCAACACCAAGAUUGCCCUGAUCACCGUCUCCGACAAGGACACGGACGUGAACGGCAAAGUGAUCUGCUUCAUCGAGAGGGAGGUCCCGUUCCACCUGAAGGCCGUGUACGACAACCAGUACCUGCUGGAGACCUCCUCCCUGCUGGACUACGAGGGCACCAAAGAAUUCAGCUUUAAGAUCGUGGCCUCGGACUCGGGGAAGCCCAGUCUGAACCAGACGGCCCUGGUGAGGGUCAAGCUGGAGGACGAGAAUGACAACCCACCCGUUUUCAGCCAGCCUGUCAUCGAGCUGUCCGUCUCGGAGAACAACCGGCGCGGGCUCUACCUAACCACCAUCAGCGCCACCGACGAGGACAGCGGGAAGAACGCAGACAUCGUGUACCAGCUGGGCCCCAACGCCUCCUUCUUUGACCUGGACCGCAAGACGGGGGUCCUGACCGCCUCCAGGGUCUUCGACCGGGAGGAGCAGGAGCGCUUCAUCUUCACGGUCACGGCCCGGGAUAACGGGACGCCGCCGCUGCAGAGCCAGGCGGCCGUCAUCGUCACGGUGCUGGACGAGAACGACAACAGCCCCAAGUUCACGCACAACCACUUCCAGUUCUUCGUGUCGGAGAACCUGCCCAAGUACAGCACGGUGGGCGUGAUCACCGUGACGGACGCCGACGCGGGCGACAACAAGGCCGUGACCCUCUCCAUCCUGCACGACCACGACAACUUCGUGCUGGACCCCGCCUCGGGCGUCAUCCGGUCCAACGUGUCGUUCGACCGCGAGCAGCAGAGCUCCUACACCUUCGACGUGAAGGCCACGGACGGCGGGCAGCCGGCGCGCUCCUCCACGGCCAAGGUCACCAUCAACGUGAUGGACGUGAACGACAACAGCCCCGUGGUCAUCUCGCCGCCGUCCAACACGUCCUUCCGGCUGGUGCCGCUGUCCGCCAUCCCGGGCUCCGUGGUGGCCGAGGUGUUCGCCGUGGACAUCGACACGGGCAUGAACGCCGAGCUCAAGUACACCAUCGUGAGCGGCAACGGCAAGGGCCUCUUCCGCAUCGACCCGGUCACGGGCAACAUCACGCUGGAGGAGAAGCCCUCCGCGGGCGACGUGGGGCUGCACCGCCUGGUGGUGAACAUCAGCGACCUGGGCUACCCCCGGGCCCUGCACACGCUCGUGCUCGUCUUCCUUUAUGUCAACGACACGGCCGGGAACGCCUCCCACAUCCACGACCUCAUCCGCAGGACCCUGGAGACGCCCCUGGACAGGAACAUCGGGGACAGCAGCCAGCCCUACCAGAACGAGGACUACCUCACCAUCCUGAUCGCCGUGGUGGCCGGGGCCAUGGUGGUGCUGGCGGUCAUCUUCGUGACCGUGCUGGUGCGCUGCCGCCACGCGUCCCGCUUCAAGGCGGCGCAGCAGCGGGGCAAGCAGGGGGGCGCCGCCGCCGAGUGGAUGUCCCCCAACCAGGACGGGGGCAAGCAGGGCAAGAAGAAGAAGAGGAAGAAGAGGAGGUCCCCCAAGAGCUCCCUGCUGAACUUUGUCACCAUCGACGAGUCCAAGCGCUGCGACGAUGACGACGACGACGCCGCAGCGCACCAGCCCAUCAACGGGACCAUCAGCAGCCUGCCCGCCGCCGAGCUGGAGGAGCAGGGCCUGGGCCGCUUCGACUGGGGCCCCGCGCCGCCCACCACCACCUUCAAGCCCGGCAGCCCGGACCUGGCCAAGCACUACAAGUCCGCCUCCCCGCAGCCCGCCUUCCACCUCAAGCCCGACACCCCGCUGUCCGGCAAGAAGCACCACGUGAUCCAGGAGCUCCCCCUGGACAACACCUUCGUCGGCGGGGGCUGCGACACGCUUUCCAAACGCUCCUCCACUAGCUCAGAUCACUUCAGUGCCUCGGAGUGCAGCUCCCAAGGAGGCUUCAAGACAAAGGGCCCCUUACACACCAGACAGUGUAACUCACACAGCAAAAGUGACAAUAUUCCUGUCACUCCUCAGAAAUGUCCCAGCUCCGCGGGUUUCCACAUGCAGGAGAAUGAAGAAAGCCAUUAUGAGUCGCAGCGGCGCGUUACCUUUCACCUGCCCGACGGCUCCCAGGAAAGCUGCAGUGACAGUGGUCUAGGCGACCACGAGCCGGUGGGUAGUGGAACCCUGAUCUCACACCCUCUUCCUCUGGUUCAGCCACAGGACGAGUUCUACGACCAGGCCUCUCCGGACAAGAGGACCGAGGCGGACGGCAACUCUGACCCCAACUCCGAUGGGCCUCUGGGCCCCCGAGGAUUAGCUGAAGCUACAGAGAUGUGCACUCAGGAGUGCUUGGUUUUGGGUCACUCUGAUAAUUGCUGGAUGCCUCCUGGCUUAGGUCCAUAUCAACACCCCAAGUCUCCUCUCUCAACUUUUGCACCCCAGAAAGAAUGGGUCAAGAAGGACAAGCUUGUGAAUGGGCACACCCUUACCAGAGCCUGGAAAGAAGACAGCAACAGGAACCAGUUCAAUGACCGGAAGCAGUUUGGCUCCAAUGAAGGCCAUUUCAACAAUGGCAGCCACAUGACAGACAUUCCUCUGGCCAACCUGAAGUCUUAUAAGCAACAAGGAGGUGCUAUGGAGAGUCCGAAGGAACACCAACUCUAA
This is a messenger RNA of Pipistrellus nathusii (Nathusius's pipistrelle), 3759 nucleotides long. NCBI's taxonomy places the organism in Eukaryota, Metazoa, Chordata, Mammalia, Chiroptera, Vespertilionidae. The record is from the annotation of a GenBank genome assembly.